AUGUCAACAUCAUCUGAUUUCUAGCCUCCAUCUCCAAGUCUCUCACCUAGUUCAUAAAUAAAAUGUUAUCAAGAACAAUUAGAAAAAGCUCAUUCAAUGAUCGACUAUUUAGAAGUAAUGCUAUCAGAGAAAUAAGCAUUAAAAGAGAAUUUCAAUUCAUUUAAUUUACCAAAGAAUAAAUCUCAUAUGAAAAAACAGAGUCUCUGUUUAGAUAACCUUCCUUAAUCAUAAUCUAUAUAAAUUCAAUAAUAUGUUACUCCUAGAGAAACUAAUCAAUAAAUGAGAUUCACAUCUACUAAUAUGCCUAGUUAUAUUUCUGAAUUAUAAUAAAAACAUUAAGAAAUCCUUUCUUCUAAUAAAGAGAAAUCAACUGUUAAAAAACUUUAAAUUUAAGAAAUAUAAGAAAAAGUUUAAGAUCUUUAAGAUGAAAUAAUUAUUUGUAAGGAAAGAUAAAGAAACACUGAAAUUGCAAAAAAUCAAGCAGAAGAAGUUUUUGAGUAAAUUGAUGAUGAAAUUCUACUUGCAAAACAAAAAUUAUAAUCAGUAAAAUCUCAAGGGGAGUAAAUCUAUGAAAAUAUGAUGAAAUUAGAAGAUUAAGAGCAUGAUAAAAAAUAUUAUAUAGGUCGAACAUCUACUUUGAAGAGAAAAAGAAGUGAAAUAUAACCAUAAAAUCAAAUCAAGAACUAAUUAAAUUAAUUAAAAAAUGAAAUUGAAUAACUGAAGUAAUCAAAAAAAGAAAAAGAAGAAUAUUAUACUCAAAAAAUAAGAGAUAUUGAAUAAUAAUUAGAUCAUAGAAAAACAAAUGAAUCUCUUCCUGAAGAUCAGCUUAAUGCUUCUUUAAGUCCUGAUAGACAGAAAGUAAGAGUUUAUAAAGGAAAGCAUGCUUUAUUAUAAGUAAUCUCUUGAAAAAUUAUUAAAGCUUACACUUAAUUCUGAUUCUUGCUCUAGAUCUUAUGCCUUGAGAAAAUCAUAAGAAAAUAAAUUGAAUUCAGCAUUUGAUUUCAAAUAAUUUGAUGAACAUGAAAAUGUUUCAAUAGAUUCUUUUAAAAAUAAAGAUAAAAAGAAUAGGACAUGUGAUCCCUGUACUAUCUUUUGA
Messenger RNA from Paramecium sonneborni, 1096 nucleotides. NCBI's taxonomy places the organism in Eukaryota, Ciliophora, Oligohymenophorea, Peniculida, Parameciidae. The record is from the annotation of a GenBank genome assembly.